GCGGCGGCGAAGCAAAAUGGCGGCCGCUUGAAAAGGCGAGGGAAGGCAGGAAGGACGCUCCCCUCAGCGGGGAACCCGGCGGGGCGGAUGAGGCGGCCGGGGCGGGAGGCUCCUCCCCUCCCCUCCCCUGCCCUGCCUCCGCCUCCCGCCGCGGAGACUCUUGUGAAGACCUGGACACUUGAAUUAUCCAGAUACACAAAUUGAAUUGUAGAGAUUUCUUCCAGCUCGUAUAAAUGAAGUUAUUCUAACUCUCCAUGUUGGUUAAAUGAGGAAUUAUUUUAUACCUUUGAAUCACUCCCGGUUUCUCAAGGAUGGAUAUUUGUGUUCUUGUGCAGAGUGCAAAGAGUAGUUGAUCAUUCUUAUGGUCUUGGAAGGCUCACAAAAACAAUUAGGGAGGGACUCUAUGGCUAACCCUUUGCCACAGGAAAUUAUUGGUCAACCAUGGUAAAACUUGCCAACCCACUUUAUACAGAGUGGAUUCUUGAAGCUAUACAGAAAGUUAAAAGGCAAAAGCAGAGGCCAUCUGAAGAGAGAAUUUGUCACGCGGUGUGUGCAUCCCAUGGUUUAGACAAAAAGACCGUUUCAGAACAGCUGGAAUUAAGUGUCCAAGAUGGUUCUGUUCUCAAAGUUACCAACAAAGGCCUUGCAUCGUACAAAGAUCCAGAUAAUCCUGGGCGUUUUUCAUCCCUUAAACCUGGUGAGCUACCUAAACCAACUAAAGGGUCUAGAGGAGCUUGUAAUGAACUUCGGAAUGUGGAUUGGAAUAAACUCCUGCGGAGAGGAAUUGAAGGGCUUCAGGAACCAAACGGCUCUUCUCUCAGAAACAUUGAAAAAUAUCUGAGAAGUCAACAUGACCUCACGAGUAUUUUCAAUAACCCCGUGUUUCAGCGGCGAUUACGAUUGGGGGCCAAACGAGCUGUAAACAAUGGGAGAUUAUUGAAAGAUGGACCUCAUUAUAGGGUGAACUAUGGUGGUCUGGAAGGCAAAGGAGCAUCAAAAUAUUCUGCUUUUCCUGCAUCUCUCCCACCUGUCAGUCUUUUGCCCCAUGAAAAAGACCAGCCACGAGCAGAUCCCAUUCCAAUAUGUAGUUUCUGUUUGGGGACAAAGGAAUCAAACCGUGAGAAAAAGCCAGAAGAACUCCUCUCCUGUGCUGAUUGUGGCAGUAGUGGACAUCCGUCAUGUUUGAAAUUUUGUCUGGAGUUGACAACAAAUGUGAAGGCCUUAAGAUGGCAGUGUAUUGAAUGCAAGACAUGCAGUGCCUGUAGAAUCCAAGGCAAAAAUGCGGAUAACAUGCUGUUUUGUGAUUCUUGCGACCGAGGAUUCCACAUGGAAUGCUGUGACCCGCCUCUCUCCCGAAUGCCAAAAGGUAUGUGGAUUUGCCAGGUCUGCAGACCAAAGAAAAAAGGAAGAAAGUUACUUCAUGAAAAAGCCACACAGAUAAGGCGGCGAUACACAAAGCCUAUUGGACGACCAAAAAACAAACUAAAGCAACGAAUGUUGUCUGUAACCAGUGAUGAAGGAUCCAUGAAUGCAUUCACAGGAAGGGGGUCACCUGGUAGGGGUCAAAAGACUAAAGUCUGUACCACACCUUCAUCUGGUCAUGCUGCAUCUGUGAAGGAUUCAAGCAGCAGAUUGGCUGUUACAGACCCCACCCAGCCUGGUGCCACCUCCACCUCCUCCACCACCACCUCCAAAAUCACCACCACCACCUCCACCUACAUACCUGCCUCUACACUUAACGUUAACAAGAAAACCAAAGGGCUCAUUGACGGCCUUACUAAGUUUUUCACCCCGUCACCCGAUGGUCGCAGAUCACGAGGUGAAAUAAUAGACUUUUCAGAGCAUUAUCGUCCAAGGAAACUGGCCUCUGAGAAACAGUCAUGUCCUUCUCAUGUGUUGGCUACAGGUACCACACAAAAGCUAAAACCUUCUUCACUUCUGCCCCCAACCCCCGUCUCUGGUCAGAGCCCCGGUUCACAAAAAUCCGGCACUCCCGUCUCUUCUAACUCUCCCCAAAGCUCUUCCAGUCAGUCGAGUGCACCCUCCUUUAGCAGCCUUCCCAAUAACAGUCAGCUGAAGGGACUUUUCGAUGGACUCUCUCAUAUUUAUACCACUCAGGGACAGUCUCGCCAAAAGGGGCACCCAAGUUACGCACCACCCAAGCGUUUGCGUCGCAAAGCAGCGUUCUCUUCCACGUCCAAGUCUAAUGCUGCUUUCUAUGGAAGGAGAGAUAUUAGAAGUAGGUUUCUUUCUCAUUCCUCCGCCUCUGGAUGGGGUAUGUCUAGAGGACGUGCUUUUAAAGCCAUUGCUCACUUCAAGCAAACGACUUUCCUUAAAAAGCGCAGGAUUCUAGGCAGAUUAAAGUAUAAAGUGACCCCUCAGGUGGGGGCCCCCUCACCAGGGAAGGGGAACUUGGCAGACGGAAGGAUUAAACCUGAUCAGGAUGAUGGUACUGAAAUCAAAAUAAGCAUCAAACAAGAAAACACGGAUUUAUUUCUGGUGGGAACCAAGGACUUUGUUACGGAAGAAGAUCUGGAAAUGUUUAAGCAGGCUCGAGAUCUGGCCAUGGAGAAGAUCGGAUGUAAAAAUGGCGGUGAAACAAAUGGCCGGUACCCUUCAGUGAUCGAAUUUGGAAAAUAUGAAAUCCAAACCUGGUACUCCUCCCCUUACCCGCAGGAGUACUCCAAACUCUCAAAGCUUUUCCUGUGUGAAUUCUGUCUUAAAUACAUGAAAAGUAAAAAUAUUUUGUUGAGACACUCAAAGAAGUGUGACUGGUUCCACCCUCCGGCCAAUGAAAUCUACAGAAGGAAAGACCUUUCGGUGUUUGAGGUUGAUGGAAACAUGAGCAAAAUUUAUUGCCAAAAUCUUUGCCUGUUAGCAAAACUCUUUCUGGACCACAAAACCUUAUAUUAUGAUGUUGAGCCAUUCCUUUUCUACGUCCUCACCAAGAAUGACGAGAAAGGCUGCCACUUGGUUGGAUACUUCUCUAAGGAAAAGCUCUGCCAGCAGAAGUACAACGUCUCCUGCAUCAUGAUCAUGCCCCAGUACCAGAGGCAAGGGUUCGGAAGGCUCCUCAUUGACUUCAGUUACUUGCUUUCUAGAAGAGAGGGACAAGCAGGGUCCCCUGAAAAGCCGCUGUCUGACCUGGGCCGCGUGUCCUACUUGGCCUACUGGAAAAGCGUUGUGUUGGAGUACCUUUAUGACCACCACGAGAAACAGAUCAGCAUCAAGGGGAUGAGCCGGGCCACCGGGAUGUGUCCCCAUGACAUUGCCACCACCCUGCAGCAGCACAGCAUGAUAGACAGGCGAGAAGAAAAAUUUGUACUGAUUAGAAGGGAGAAGCUGAUUUCAAGUCAUAUGGAGAGACUGAAAACCAACCCCCGCAUCAAUGAAGUAGAUCCAGAAAGCUUGAGGUGGACUCCCAUCUUAGUCCCUAAUAUAGCCGUUUCUGAGGAAGAGAGAGAAGCCGAAAAAGAGGCAGAGCGGCUGAUGGAACAAGCGAGCUGCUGGGAGAAGGAAGAGCAAGAGGUGUUGUCCACGAGAGCAAACAGCAGGCCGUCACCCGCAAAAGUGCAGUCUAAGAACAAGUAUUUGCGGCCUCCAGAGAAUGUGACGGUCUUGGCAGAGCGAGGGCAGCCCACAGACCCACCAAAGGAGAGCAGCGAGGAAGAGGAGAAGGAAGAUGACGAGGGCGAGGAGGAGGAAGAGGAGGAGGACGAGGAGAAGGAUGGAGACGGGCAUCAUCCAGGCUCUCCUCCCCGACUGGCAAAACCCCAGUUGCUCACUGUAAAGAGAAAGAGACCUUUCGUGUUGAAGAAGAAAAGGGGUCGCAAGCGCAGGAGGAUCAACAGCAGCGUCACCACGGAGACCAUUUCUGAAACCACCGAAGUGCUGAACGAGCCCUUUGAGAACUCGGAGGAAGACCAGCCGAUGCCGCAGCUGGAGCCCCCCUGUGAGAUGGACGGGGAGGAGGAGGAGGACUUGAAACCGGGGGCUCUCCAAGCAUUCCAGCCUCCACCUGGCGAGAAAGGGGAGAAUGAGGAAGAGGAACCUGAAAGAGACAAUCAGUGCUACCAAAAUGACGUCCAUUGCAGAGUUAAUGCGGAGGAGCACGCAGCCAUUCUGGAAGAUGAUGGUAAAGACAAUCCAGAACCCGUCAUAUGUAAACAGGAAUGGCCCAAAGGAGCGAAACGAUGUCCGUCCAAAUGGAGGCAAAGCAAAGAGAGGAAAACGGGCUUUAAGCUUAAUUUGUAUACCCCACCUGAGACUCCUAUGGAGCCCGACUAUCAAGCGAUGGGAGAUGAAUCAAAAGAAACAGCGGAAAAGAACUCAUCUCAAGUUCCUGUCGUUAUGGAUGAAAUGAAAGACCCUGAAACCCUUCUGCCACCUGACAAUGAAGCAAGAGAGCCAGUUUCGGAGUGCUCAGAGCAACCCAAGGGGACAUUUGAAAAAACAGAAAAUGAGGCAACAAAAGUAGAAGAAGCAGCAGCAGAAGAAAAGAAUGUUGUGGAAGAGGUGGAAAAUGCCAAGAGUCCAGAGAAAGACCAAGAAGAGGAAACAGAGGUGGGGAAAGACCAACCUGAGCAGCUGGAAGAGCAGGAGGAGGAAGAGGAGGAGGAGGAGGAAGACCAGUCUCACAACGAGGAUCACGAUGCUGACGACGAAGAUGAGAGCCACAUGGGUUCAACGGAGGCGGAGAAGGAGACCGUGGCAGAAGAUGCUCUCAAAGAAGCAGCUGAGAACGGGGAGCCUUUUUUAGAGCCAAAUGAACAGAGCGGCAGUUCGGACCAGGAGAACUUAAUGGACUGCCAGGUCGACCUGGCCAUCGAUGAAUGUGAGAGUGACCCUAAAGAGGCUUCCGCCGUUCCAGAGCCCGUGUCUGAGUCAGCUGAAGGAAACCCAGAGAAUCACGCCCCAAAGGACAGUGCCCAGUCUAAUUCUGUGUUCAAAGACGAAAGCGCGGAAACCAUGGAAAUAGACUCUGAGACGGCGCAGGCGGUGAAGUCUCUGACGCAAGAGGCAGCCGAACAAGAAGACGUGUUCCAGGACUGCGCGGAGACACAAGAGGCUUGUCGGAGCCUGCAGACGUACAGCAGUACUGACCAAAGCCCCCCGAUGGUCCCCCUGGAGGACUGCCAGCAGUCCGGCCACAGCAGUCCCGUCUCCUCCGUCCACUCUCACCCCAGCCAGUCCGUUCGCUCCGUGAACAGUCCAAAUGUGCCUCCCCUGGAAAACAGCUAUGCUCAAAUCAGCCCCGAUCAAAGUGCCAUCUCUGUGCCCUCUUUACAGAACAUGGAAACCAGCCCCAUGAUGGACGUCCCCUCCGUUUCAGACCAUUCGCAGCAGGUAGUGGACAGCGGCUUCAGCGACCUGGGCAGCAUCGAGAGCACGACGGAGAACUACGAGAACCCGAGCAGCUACGACUCCACCCUGGGCAACGGCAUCUGUGGGAACAGCUCCUCCCAAAACAGCUGCUCCUACAGCAACCUCACAUCCAGCAACAUGACGCAGAGCAGCUGCGCGGUCACCCAGCAGAUGUCCAGCAUGAACGGGAGCUGCAGCAUGAUGCAGACCGCCAGCAUCAACUCCCCGCCCCCUUGCAACGUGAAGUCUCCCCAAGGCUGCGUGGUGGAGCGGCCCCCCAGCAGCAGCCAGCAGCAGCUCCCACCGUGCAGCAUGGCGGCCAACUUCAGCCCGCCUAUGCAGCUGAGCGAAAUCCCCGAGACGGGCGGGAACAGCGGCGGUGGCAGCAACGUUGGCUUGUACGAAAGGAUGGGCCAGGGUGAGUUUGCGGCGGGGCACUACCCGCAGCCCUCCGCCACCUUUAGCCUCGCCAAGCUGCAGCAGUUGACCAACACGCUGAUGGACCAUUCCUUGCCUUACAGCCAUUCGGCUGCUGUCACUUCCUAUGCAAACAGUGCCUCUCUGCCGGCCCCUCUAAGCGGCACGGGACUGGUGCAGCUCUCGCAGCCCCCUCAUUCGGUUCCGGGGGGCACCCAAGUCCAGGCAACGAUGACCCCGCCCCCCAACCUCACUCCUCCCCCCAUGAACUUGCCGCCACCCCUUUUGCAGCGUAACAUGGCCGCUUCCAAUAUCGGCCUCUCCCACGCCCAGAGGCUGCAGACUCAGAUGCCUGGCAAGGGCCACGUCUCGGUGAGGACUAAGUCGGCAGCUCUGCCCCCGGCUGCGGCCGCCCACCAGCCGCAGAUUUACGGGCGUGCCUCGCAGGCCGUGGCCAUGCAAGGGCCAGCGCGCACCUUAACCAUGCAGCGUGGCAUGAACAUGAGCGUGAACUUAAUGCCGGCCCCAGCGUACAAUGUGAACUCUGUGAACAUGAAUAUGAACACCCUGAAUGCGAUGAAUGGGUACAGUAUGUCCCAGCCCAUGAUGAACGGUGGCUACCACGCAAAUCAUGGGUACAUGAAUCAAACGGCCCAGUACCCCAUGCAGAUGCAAAUGGGUAUGAUGGGGAGCCAGCCGUACGCGCAGCAGUCCAUGCAGACGACGCCCCACAGCAACAUGAUGUACACCCCUCCUGCACAUCAUGGCUACAUGAAUGCGGGCAUGUCCAAGCAGUCCCUGAAUGGCUCUUAUAUGCGCAGGUAGAUGGGUGGGGCGGAGGACGUACCGAACUGGCGUGCGAGAGUUUGACCUGCACAAAAAAUUAUGUGGCAAGGAUGAUUUCAAAACCAGCAACUGGUGUGAACGCAAAAACAUUCGUUGGCACCACGAAAAACUGUAUGCAGCGGAAAGCCUUAUAUAAAUGUGCUCUCAUUGCUUUAUUUUUUAUUUUUUUUAUUUGUUUGCAAUUUUUGUUCCUUAUAUGGCGAGUUCUGCGGAGAGGCGGAGCCCGUUCGUUGUACUGCAAAGACGCAAAACAAGCUGAUGGUUCACAGCCAUUUUUUAUGUGCCUGCUCCCAUUUGAAAUGUGGAUCCUAGUUUCGGGGUAAAUCUGAUGUCGUGCUGAACCCGUGAGCUUCUCUCCCAUCCCGUCCUGUCCUUCCCUCUCCAUCCCCUCUGCCCUGUAAAUGCUUUUUGGCAUUGCCUUCAUGGUCUGUUUUGUUCCUCAAGGUGACACUUUUUCGCAUGCCGCUAAUGUCUUUGUUAGUGACAGUGCGUUUUGUAGUACUGUACAAGUGUUGUGCUUAACAGUAAGCCAUUUCUUAAUUUGGGGAUUUGGGUUUUUUUGUUGCCUUGAUUAGGUUACCCCAAUUUGGGGGGGGGGGGGGUCUAAAAUUAUAUUUUUGUUAAUUAUAUUAAAAAUCUUGUAAAAAUGAGAGAGAAAGAGAGAAGCUGUUAAAGCUAUUCAGAUUUUGGUUAGUUCAAAAUUGUGGGAUACGGUCCACCAGGAAGUUCCAUUUUUCCUUUGCAAUUUCCAGCCCUUUCCCCCCGUGGAGCAGGGGCAGGACAACAUCCCGGAGGAUUGCACUCUCUGGCUGCUCUUUCUCUUCUGGGCGCAGGUUUGUCUUUCCAGAGGAGGGGGGAAGGCCACUUCCUGUUUCCUUUCCGAUGCAGACCCACGAUUGAAGCAUAUCUGCAUUUAUCAAGGUUUUGGAACAUUUUCAUAUAUGUCUGGACACUUGGCCGGACUUUUUAAAGAAAAAAAAAAAGAUAGUGAGUUUGGUGUAAAGUUGCUAUUUUAUGGAAAUGCCUCUAACUUUACAUUUUCAUUCCAUCUGUAGAUUUUUCUAUCUUUAUAAAAUAUCGGAGUUAUUUUUUAAGAGAAAUAAAUAGAGCCCUUAGGGUGUGAAUAGCUCUCGACUGAAGCUUAACAGAGCGCAUGUAAAAAAAGCAGAAAAGUAUUUGUUGUCUGUUCAUACGGCUUCCUUCUUUUGUAGCCUUUGUACCUGUACAGAGUGACUGUAAGGGCCGAAAAGUGGCUUGAUUCAUGUAUAAAAAUAGACCCAAGUGACGCUCUUGUAUUUAUCUGUUACCUUUUUAGUCAGUCACUUAAAACACAUACACACACACACACAAGACAAGCUGUACAUUUUAACAUAAAAUAAAUUAUGAUGAGCCAU
Molecule: messenger RNA, 8021 nt
Organism: Heteronotia binoei (common prickly gecko)
Lineage: Eukaryota; Metazoa; Chordata; Lepidosauria; Squamata; Gekkonidae
Gene: KAT6B
Product: lysine acetyltransferase 6B
Exons: 17
Coding region: 442-6606 (2054 amino acids)
Biological process (GO): nucleosome assembly; regulation of DNA-templated transcription
Cellular component (GO): MOZ/MORF histone acetyltransferase complex; nucleosome
Molecular function (GO): DNA binding; histone acetyltransferase activity
Source: RefSeq, a predicted model, not a curated record